AUGUGAGUCUCAGAUGUGGCCACAUGCUCACUACCAGGAAGUUUUCCAUAGAACCCAAGUUUUAAUUCUUCAAUCAGGCUUCUGAACGCAAUCUUUGAUUCCUGGAAAACGAUGAAUUCCUCCUCUUAGAAGUUGUGGUAGACAUGUAUUUAUCUGUGUAGACCUGACAGACGUUUUGUGUUAUUCCUGGAUAACCCAUUGGAGAUAAAGAUGGACCCUUCGCUGUCUGCAAGUGAUAUCGCAAGUUCAACCAAACCACUGAGUGAAGCAUCUAGUCCUCCAGUGAUGGACCUCCUUAGUGAACCAGCAAGCCAGGCAUCUAGUGCGCCAAUGGUGGACCUCCUUAUGGAACCAGCAAGCGAGGGAUCUAGUGCUCCAAUGGUGGACAUACUUAGUGAACCAGCAAGCGAGGCAUCUAGUGCGCCAAUGGUGGACCUCCUUAUGGAACCAGCAAGCGAGAGAUCUAGUGCUCCAAUGGUGGACCUCCUUAUGGAACCAGCAAGCGAGGCAUCUAGUGCUCCAAUGGUGGGCCUCCUUAUGGAACCAGCAAGCGAGGCAUCUAGUGAUCCAAUGAUGAACCUCCUUAUGGAACCAGCAAGCGAGGCAUCUAGUGCUCCAAUGAUGAAUCUCCUUAUGGAACCAGCAAGUGACGACUUAAAGGAGCCUCCCAAACCUGACAUCGACCCAUUGGCUGACAUUAUCAACGACACUCCACUCAUUGAAGUCAAAACACCGGUUGCUGCAAUGCCCCAGGAGCCACCGAGCGACCUCUUUGACGAUGAGCCUAGCGAACUUUUCGCUGAACCACGACAAAGUAACACCGCCAAGCAACAACAAACUAGCAUCUUUGACGAACCUGAUGAGGACCUCUUCAGUGAACCACUGGGUGAGGCCUCGAAGAAACCCCAGAAUGAUUUCUUCAAAGAAGCACUUGCACCAGUGGCCAAAGCUAGCAAUGUCUGCGGUCCUCUGAGUGACAACUUCAAUGAGCACCCCACUGAUAUAUUCACUGAGGAGGCUAUCACUACUCUCCCUAGUGCAGUCAGUACUGUUUCCGUCAACUCCAAGACCAACGGAGUCCACUCUGAUGAGGAGGAACGUGAUAUAUUUGCAGAAGCCACCGUAGAGCUGUCUCUGGACAGCCCUAGGAAUGACAGAAAAAAGAAAGAGGCAGCCAAGCCCUCUGCGUCUGCCCCUGCUCCCUCAGUCUCAGCAAGUGCUUCCAAACCGCAACCCAAGACCCUGGAGGAGGUACAGUACAUUACAUUGGAAGAGGAGGUUGAGGAUAGAUUUGAGCUGAAUAUCUCAAUAACCAAUCCAGAGAAAGUUGGGGAUGGCAUGAACGCUUACAUGGCCUACAAAGUCUCCACACAGACCACGCUGCCCAUGUUCCGCAGUAAGACGUUCACAGUGCGCCGGCGUUUCAGUGACUUCUUAGGCCUUUACGAGAAGCUCUCAGAUAAACACACACUGAAUGGCUACAUUGUGCCCCCGCCGCCUGAGAAGAGCAUUAUGGGCAUGACUAAAGUCAAAGUGGGAAAAGAGGACAACUCGUCGGCUGAGUUUGUGGAGAGGAGGAGGGCGGCUCUGGAGAGGUAUCUGCAGAGAGUGGUGUUCCACCCAUCACUGAUACAAGACCCUGACGUCAGAGAAUUCUUGGAGAGGGACGAUAUGCCCAGGGCUCACAACACCCAGGCUCUGAGCGGCGCCGGCUUCCUGAAGAUGAUCAACAGGGCUACAGACUCCCUCAGCAAGAUGACCAUCAAAAUGAAUGAGUCGGAUGUGUGGUUUGAGGAGAAACUGCAGGAAGUGGAAGCUGAGGACCAGCAGCUGAGGAAGCUCCACAUCAUGGUGGACUCUCUGGUUGGACACAGGAAAGAGUUGUCGGUAAACACGGGUGGCUUUGCCAAGAGCGUGGCGAUGCUAGGCAGCUCGGAGGACAACACGGCCCUGUCCAGAGCCCUCUCCCAGCUGGCCGAGGUGGAGGACAAGAUGGAGCAGCUGCACCAAGAGCAGGCAGCCAGCGACUCGUUCUGCUUCGCCGAGCUGCUCGCCGACUACAUCCGCCUGCUGGGAUCUGUCCGGGCCUCCUUUGACCAGCGGAUGAAGACGUGGCAGCGCUGGCAGGAUGCUCAGAACAUGCUGCAGAAAAAGAGGGAGACAGAGGCCAAGCUGCUGUGGGCCAACAAACCUGACAAGCUGCAGCAGGCCAAGGAUGACAUCACUGAGUGGGAGGCCAAGGUGACUCAGUAUGAGAGAGACUUUGACAGAGUGUCAGCUACAGUUCGCAAGGAGGUGCUCAGGUUUGAGAAAGAGAAGGCCCGCGAUUUCAAGAAACAGAUCAUCAAAUACCUGGAGUCUCUGCUACAGUCGCAGCAACAGCUGAUAAAGUACUGGGAGGCAUUCUUGCCAGAGGCAAAAGCGAUUGCGUGAUGGAGUCCGCCAGCCAAUGGAAAGAAAGAAGAGGAGGCGGCCUUUUUUUAUACACUUUACCUCUCGCCUAUAAACCAAGAAAAUAACCAGAGAGUGCGCUGCAAAGGGAAAUUUGAUUCGUUUUUUAAAAUCAUCCUAAACCUAUAGCGCUUCAUUCUAACUGUUGUAUUAAUAAUUGUAUAUUUUCAUUUAACCUUCCACAUAUAUUUUCUAAAUGGUGAAAACAAACUUUAGCUCUUUUGUGAUGGUAUGGAUGUGGGUGAGGGCUGGGUGUCCAAAUUGCGUAUGCAAUGUUAAUGAUUCCAUUAGUUCCCACUUCAGAACAGGAGAAAUCAUUGUUCUCAGUGCAACAUCCUUAUAUUAACAAUAGGAGAUUUUUUACACAUUAGCAUUGUUAAUAAUUCACAACAGAGUGCCCAUCACACACAUGACACACGAGGCAGCGUUUCUGGGGCUUUCAAGGGGAUCUAGUUGAAUUAAAUGCCCAAUUCCAAAUCAAACACCAGCACCCUGCUCCCCAUGCACUUCUUAAGAAUCAAGAUAAAGGAUUGGGUAUAAGUAAGCAAUAAUAACACAGAACAUCCGCCUAGUCUUUCAAAAGGCUUUGCGUUGUUGCUAUUGUGGCUGGGGGUCCAUUUUGAAUUGAGUCAAAGACACAUGUGGAUCCACAUUCAGCCUGUAUAAUUUGGGAGGAUCUUGAGAUGUUUAAAUUUCUACAUUUUGAGUUAAACUUUUUUUGUUAUUAUUAUACAUGAUCGGUUCAAUCACUGUGGACAUGACAUCAACCCUUCAAAAUAAAAGUCAAGAAAAUAAGAACCAAAGUUGAUAAGUGUGAAAAAUAAUGUAAAAAGUUUAAACCACGUCAGUAACUGUUAAAAGUACUGCUGGUCCACAUGGAAAGCACGUUAAUUUCAAUGGAAGCUGUCUUUAUAUUGUCAUUCAUUUGGAUGAAUGGCUUCGGAUUUGGGGAAAAUGAAACUGUUUCAGGGAAAUACUCCAAAAGGGCAAUCGAAUCUUCUCAACAUGCAUUGUAGUUUUCACUUUGCAUGAGGAACCGCAUCCAUUAAAAUGAUCACUUACCUGUA
This is a messenger RNA of Oncorhynchus gorbuscha (pink salmon), 3518 nucleotides long. It is a transcript of the gene snx1a, whose product is annotated as sorting nexin 1a. NCBI's taxonomy places the organism in Eukaryota, Metazoa, Chordata, Actinopteri, Salmoniformes, Salmonidae. Gene Ontology annotation, molecular function: phosphatidylinositol binding. Gene Ontology annotation, cellular component: endosome; endosome membrane. Gene Ontology annotation, biological process: intracellular protein transport; early endosome to Golgi transport. The transcript is spliced from 15 exons. Bases 211 to 2433 code for a protein of 740 amino acids. The record is from RefSeq and is a predicted model, not a curated record.